Messenger RNA from Canariomyces notabilis, 1679 nucleotides. RefSeq lists its product as uncharacterized. The coding region runs from base 167 to 1411 and encodes 414 amino acids. Lineage: Eukaryota; Fungi; Ascomycota; Sordariomycetes; Sordariales; Chaetomiaceae. The record is from RefSeq and is a predicted model, not a curated record. The transcript has 4 exons.
CGACUUUCAAUCCUCGUAACAUCUCUCCUGCCAACGCGACCACAACCUGGAAUCACUCAGCAGGGCUCGCGGUGCUCAUUUCGCUCUUCAAGGCUGUGACACGGCUUGCUGGCCAUCGCCCAAGACUAUUACCGGGAUACAGAGCCACAUUACCUCAUCCCUCGACAUGGAACGAGAAACGCCCCUUUGGGGUUGGUCGUUGCCGGCCCCAAGGCCUGCCCAACCUCGACGGAUGAAGUCCAACUCGUCCGACAGGUCGCACACGUCUGAUGCUUCCUUUAGCUCGUGCAGCUCUGAGGAUCCGUUCGCUUUCUCUCCCGCUGGUACCCCUCUGAACGAGAACGGGCCGUCUCGAGCCCGGACCUCGGCGCAUUCAACGAAUCUGGACGGUUUGAGGGACGGCCCAAUGCUUGGCAAGGAAGUCAAUACUCGCCCCAAGGUAAUCAACACAAUUUCAGCGCCAGAAAACUAUCACAGAAUCAGCCAAGGCGACAGAAGAAAACCGAUCCCCAUUGAACUCCCUGGGAGACGCAGAACGGAUCCGACCUCAGCAUCUGUUUGCACGCCGCCAGAGCCCUUGUCUGCUCGAGGGGAUAUUCACGGAGGAUACUUUCCUCUUCACGAAGACCCCCAGUCCCGGGUUCGAGUUCCCCACCCUUUCCAACCACUCACCAACAUGACUCGGCACCGGUCCCCGUCACGGUCGGCUGAGCCCAGCAACUUCAGCACGGAACCCCGCUUAUUGGGCGCCGGCGACCCUUCCAAGCCAUCCCAAUCCUUUUCGAGCCAGUCAAACGUUUCCAAGUCUUCUCACACGCCUCUCUCCUCGUACAUUCCUAACGGAGCUCAGCAAGAUGUAGCCCUCCCUUUGGGGAAGUACUACCCUUCGAACUGGGAGAAUCGACACGGACAGAGUCGCCAGAACCGACCAUUUUCGCCGUCGAAAUGCACGUCUCUGGCAGUCCAAUCAGAAACCCAAGUGCCCAUGUACCAUGGAGAUCAGGCACAAGCGCGGUCUGGGUCCGAAGCUCAACGUCGUCUGCAGCAGUACCAAAGAGAUAUGGUAGCGCAAGCUGCAAUGGCUACUAGGGCUCUACUAGCGAAGACCGCAUCCACGGCGAGCUCAGCUGCUGCCUCGUCUUAUCCCAGUGUCCCAGCGGCUCUUCUAAGAUCGCACAAGCCGGUUUCGCCGAGGUUACAGCCCCUUGGAAGUCCGGGUCCGGUCACCCCGAUGUCACUGGAAGAUGGUUACCUAACCCUUCGUGGACGCAUUCCUGCCGUGGGCUUGGAUCACAGUGUUCAUCAUGACGCGGGUGCGGGUGUGAGUUCAGAUUGGUCCGGUAAUGGAAGGCACAGACAAUGCGGAGAGGAUUCUCACUUGGCACCUCCGCUGAGCGCGCUCUCCGUCUGAACGGCAUAGGAGUCCCCAUUAUUUUCUAGCUUGUUUUCUGUAACAGGAAAACACGAUUCGAUUCCCUCGCAUGUGAUACCCCUAAGAUCAGAACAAGUCCAUGAAGGCAUGCAAUACAAGGAUGGCUGUGUAUAUCUAAAGCCUUCUAGUUUGUUAGCAAUCUCACUCGCUUGCAUUCAGUUAGUUCUCUUAAGACUGAUCGUGGGUCGGCCUGGCACGAUUUGUCGGUUGUUACGGUGUGAAAACGCAAUGAAGAUUUCCUGCCCUG